This is a messenger RNA of Ochotona princeps (American pika), 4417 nucleotides long. It is a transcript of the gene THRAP3, whose product is annotated as thyroid hormone receptor associated protein 3. The transcript is spliced from 12 exons. Bases 280 to 3156 code for a protein of 958 amino acids. The record is from RefSeq and is a predicted model, not a curated record. Gene Ontology annotation, molecular function: DNA binding; mRNA binding; transcription coregulator activity. Lineage: Eukaryota; Metazoa; Chordata; Mammalia; Lagomorpha; Ochotonidae. Gene Ontology annotation, biological process: mRNA processing; positive regulation of transcription by RNA polymerase II. Gene Ontology annotation, cellular component: exon-exon junction complex; mediator complex.
CAUUUCCCAGGAGGCAGCGGGACGACGCUGCUGCUGCCGCCGUCUUUGGAGAGCGGGGACGCUGGGCGCGCUGUCGGGCGGGGGCGAGGUUCGGGCCGGUUGUGCCGUUGCGAGGCUGCAGCUGCGAUCGCUGCGGCUGGCCCAGAAUUGUAUGCUGACUUUCUAACCUGGGGACUCCGGUGACAUCACCUCUGUUGUCUGGAAGGUGGUGCCUGGGAUCCUGUCCAAGCGAAUCCUUGCUCUGAUAAGGUGUAACUGAAAAAAAGCACCUUUUCAAAGAUGUCAAAAACAAACAAGUCCAAGUCUGGAUCUCGCUCUUCUCGAUCAAGAUCCGCGUCAAGAUCUCGUUCCCGAUCAUUUUCGAAGUCUCGAUCCCGAAGCAGAUCGAUCUCUCGGUCAAGGAAGCGCAGGCUGAGUUCUAGGUCUCGUUCCAGAUCAUAUUCUCCAGCUCAUAACAGAGAGAGAAACCACCCUAGAGUAUAUCAGAACCGGGAUUUCCGAGGUCACAACAGGGGCUAUAGGAGGCCCUAUUAUUUCCGUGGUCGCAACAGAGGCUUUUAUCCAUGGGGCCAGUAUAACCGAGGAGGCUAUGGAAACUAUCGCUCAAAUUGGCAGAAUUAUCGGCAAGCAUACAGUCCUCGUCGGGGCCGUUCCCGAUCUCGGUCCCCAAAGAGAAGGUCCCCUUCGCCGAGGUCCAGGAGCCAUUCUAGGAACUCCGAUAAGUCAUCUUCUGACAGGUCAAGACGCUCCUCAUCUUCUCGUUCUUCCUCCAACCACAGCCGGGUUGAAUCUAAGCGCAAGUCUACAAAGGAGAAAAAGUCCUCUUCCAAGGAUAGCCGGCCAUCUCAGGCUGCUGGGGAUAACCAGGGAGAUGAGGCCAAGGAGCAGGUGUUCUCUGGGGGCACCUCUCAAGAUACAAAGACUUCUGAGAGCUCAAAGCCAUGGCCAGAUGCCACCACCUAUGGCACUGGUUCUACGUCACGUGCCUCUGCGGUUUCUGAACUGAGUCCUCGGGAGCGAAGCCCAGCUCUGAAAAGCCCCCUCCAGUCUGUGGUGGUGAGGCGGCGGUCACCCCGUCCCAGCCCUGUGCCAAAACCUAGUCCUCCACUUUCCAGCACAUCCCAGAUGGGCUCAGCUCAGCCAAGUAGUGCUGGGUAUCAGUCUGGAACACACCAAGGUCAGUUCGACCAUGGCUCUGGAUCUUUGAGUCCAUCAAAAAAGAGCCCUGUGGGUAAGAGUCCACCGUCCACUGGCUCUGCAUAUGGCUCAUCUCAGAAGGAGGAGAGCACUGCUCCCGGAGGAGCAGCCUAUACCAAGAGGUAUCUGGAAGAGCAGAAGACAGAGAAUGGAAAAGAUAAGGAACAGAAACAAACCAAUACUGAUAAAGAGAAAGUUAAAGAAAAAGGGAGCUUUUCUGACACAGGCUUGGGUGAUGGAAAAAAUAAAUCUGAGUCAUUUGCUUCCAAAAGUGAUACCGAGAAGUCUUUUCGGGGCAGCCAGUCUCCCAAAAGGUAUAAGCUCCGAGAUGACUUUGAGAAGAAGAUGACUGACUUCCACAAGGAGGACAUGGAUGAGCAAGAUAAGGACAAAACUAAAGGGAGGAAGGAAUCUGAGUUUGAUGAUGAACCCAAAUUUAUGUCAAAAGUCAUAGCAGGUGCAAACAAAAGCCAGGAAGAGGAGAAGUCAGGCAAAUGGGAGGGUCUGGUGUAUACCCCUCCGGGGAAGGACAAGCAGAGGAAAACAGAGGAGCUGGAGGAGGAGUCUUUCUCAGAGAGAUCCAAAAAGGAGGAUCGGGGAGGGACCAAGAGAACCGACAGUGGGCACAGGGGGUUUGUGCCUGAAAAGAAUUUCCGAGUGACCGCUUACAAAGCAGUCCAGGAGAAAAGCUCAUCGCCUCCCCCAAGAAAGACCUCUGAGAGCCGAGACAAGCUGGGAGCCAAAGGAGACUUUCCCUCGGGCAAGUCUUCCUUUUCCAUUACUCGCGAAGCCCAGGUCAAUGUCCGGAUGGACUCUUUUGAUGAGGACCUUGCACGACCCAGUGGCUUAUUGGCUCAGGAACGCAAACUCUCUCGGGAUCUAGUCCAUAGCAACAAAAAGGAACAGGAAUUUCGUUCCAUUUUCCAGCACAUACAGUCAGCUCAGUCACAGCGCAGCCCCUCUGAAUUGUUUGCUCAGCAUAUCGUGACUAUUGUUCACCACGUGAAAGAGCAUCACUUUGGGUCCUCCGGAAUGACAUUGCAUGAACGCUUUACUAAAUACCUAAAGAGGGGGACUGAGCAGGAGGCUGCUAAGAACAAGAAAAGCCCAGAGAUACACAGGAGGAUAGAUAUUUCCCCCAGUACAUUCAGGAAACAUGGUUUGGCUCAUGACGAAAUGAAAAGUCCUCGGGAACCAGGCUACAAGGCUGAGGGAAAAUACAAGGAUGAUCCUGUGGAUCUCCGCCUUGAUAUUGAACGUCGUAAAAAACAUAAGGAGAGAGAUCUUAAACGAGGUAAAUCAAGAGAAUCAGUGGAUUCCCGAGACUCAAGCCAUUCAAGAGAGAGGUCAGCUGAGAAAACAGAGAAAACCCACAAAGGAUCAAAGAAGCAGAAGAAACACAGGAGAACACGGGAUCGCUCCAGAUCCUCCUCCUCCUCCUCCCAGUCGUCUCAUUCCUACAAAGCAGAGGAGUACACCGAGGAGACAGAGGAGAGAGAGGAAAGCACCACAGGCUUUGACAAGUCCAGGCUUGGGACCAAAGACUUGGUGGGGCCAAGUGAGAGAGGCGGCGGCCGCGCUCGGGGAGCCUUUCCCUUUCGAGCCCGAGGGAGAGGCUGGGGCCGAGGCAACUACUCUGGUAACAAUAACAACAGCAGCAACAACGAUUUCCAAAAAAGAACUCGGGAAGAAGAAUGGGACCCGGAGUAUACACCCAAAAGCAAGAAAUAUUACUUGCAUGAUGACCGGGAAGGUGAAGGCAGUGACAAAUGGGUGAGCCGGGGCCGGGGCCGAGGAGCCUUUCCCCGGGGUCGGGGCCGGUUCAUGUUCCGGAAAUCCAGUACCAGCCCCAAAUGGGCCCACGACAAAUUCAGUGGGGAGGAAGGGGAAAUUGAAGACGACGAAAGUGGGACAGAGAACCGAGAGGAAAAGGACAAUUUACAGCCCGCGGCUGAGUAGGGGCCACUGCGGAAGAAGCCCUCAUCCAGGGGAGAGGCAUGCCAGGAAGACGCUGGGGAGGAGCUGCGCAGGAGCCUCUAGAAGAUCCUAAACAAUCUCGCCGCUGCCCGCUGCUGGCCACGCUUAAGCCUGCUGUGGAGGAGAGCAUCCUUGAUGCUGUGUGUCCCCCUGGACGGAAGGGCUGGCCACAGCCUGGGCCGAGAACACCACCUCUUGGGCCGCGGCAGGGUUCCUCAUUUGCUGUGGGGGUGUGGGGGAGGGGCAGGGGAGGGAGGGAAAGCAAUGCUUGGAUUUUGGUUUGUUCCCUAUUAGAAACCAACAGUUUUGUUCUUCAUUUCAUUUGAAGCUCAAAGGACUAAUUUGAUUCUCUGUAUCUUUUUUCCCCAUCCUAAUUUCAAGAGCCCUUUUCUUUUUAGGCGUAUGUAGUAAUAGCUGAAAGAUUUAAUUUGGGCAACUUUGAUUCUUAAAAAAAAAGCAAAGCAUGUGAAUAAACAUUGAAGUGUUCACCUCAGUUUGGGACCAAACUGCUUGGAUCUUUCUAAAAACCGGUUUUGUAUGUCAAGGAGGAGUUUAAGGCCUUUCUGACCACCUAGUGUUCCCCUUUCUGCACAGCCAUGUUCACAUGGAGUCGCUCCUGGCCACACCCGCACCUGCUUCUGAACUCUGAUUUCUGGGCUGGGCUUCCUGUUCCCCACCAGCAGCUCCAGUUCCCAAACUUUCUAGUCCUGCUGAUCGUCUCGGCAACGGUGGAAACUGGAGGGCAGUUUCUGGUCUGUUUUCUAAGAAACUUCUGAAUUAUCUUUACAAAUAUGAGAAAAUAAUUUUUUCAAUAUUUUUAGUAAUCUUUUUAUAAAAUGAAACUCCUAUGCUCGAUUAAGGAAGGUGGUUUGGCUGGGUGGUUCAUGGGGUUGUUUUGGUGUUGUUUUGUUUUCUCUUUAACCUUAAGCUUUAAGUUGAAACAUUCUCAGAUAUUUGGGGGGAGAACAUCCUCUUAAAAUGGGUCCUUGUGCUUGCCUUCUGGGGAGGCGGUCCUGAGCAGGAGAAUCAUCGGCAUUCCUGCAUAUGUUGUAUGCGGACAGCACCCACCCCUUCCCCGCCUUUACCUCCUGGCUUGUUCAGCUACUUUUCCCUUUUCUUUGCUACAUUUCUAUAUAGUUAAGUUGGUUGUACUUGGAUGAUUCAUGUUUGGGGGGGAAUGAAAAAUACUCUUGAAAUUUGUUUCAACUCCUCCUGCAAAUAAAAACAAUAAAAUGAAGUGGCA